ACAAACACUUUCAUUAAAGGUGACGGUCCUGAAAGAGAGAAAUUAGAGGUACACGGAAAAAAAUGUCUAAGCGCGGAAAAUUUCAAAAUACAGAAGAGUGGCGCCAGAAAAUGCGCGAGCGUCUUCUACGCCCUCCUCCCAGUAAACCACCUUCCGAGACUGUCAUUAAUAUGAAUUCCGACGAACGACGUUACAGCCUGCAAGUUGUUGAGGACUUUAAGGCCAUUGCUGCGGCCAGAAAAGCAGAACGCGAGAAGCAAGAUCAGCAGAAGCGCGAGCAGGAGAUGUGCGAGCAAGAGAAGCCCAAAAUGAGCAUUUGCGACGACACAAUGUUUCCCAUGUCAGAUGACAUUUCGAACGAAUUUGACGGAGCGGAUGAAAGUUUCGCUGCUUAUGAGCGCAUGUGUGACAAAACCGGCUCAGAUCCGGACAGCACGCUCUUCCAGUACUUGCACAGCGAAGAUAAGGAGAAGGUGCUGGCCAAGGUCAAGGAGCGUAGCGGCAUGAUGGAUUUUAGUUCAGCUAAAACUCACGAAAUGGAAGUCGAGGCGCUGCGACGGAUGCUCGAUCAGGUCAAUGCACAUGAGCUGUUGGAUAAUGAAAGCCCACUUAAAGGUGUGGAAUGCUCCCAAUUGGAGGAUGUCGAGGCGCCCUCGCGGUUCUGGGACAACACUGUGGUGGGCAACGAAUCAGUUUUUCAGCCUUCAACCGAAACGUCGCCAGUGAAAAUGGUCGGCCUGAUGCGUCCCUCCACCAUUCUGGAGGCCAACGAAGCCGACCUAACGGCAGCCUUGUCGGAGACAUCCUCUUCCUCUAGCUUUCAUACCGCACUUAAACCUGCGCCCAGCACUGACACAAUUGCCUCGAGCUGCUAUGAAACGGCAGCUGACAAUUCAGCAGGAAGUGGAUCAAAUGCUAGUUCCAACUUGCUGAAUGUCGAUGACUUAUUCUAUGCAGCUAUUGCCAAGGCCAAGCCUCCUGGCAUGUCAAUGGGUGAGGAGGUGGAGUUGCUUCAUGAUUUGCAUAUCAGCCUGCUUGACUGUGCUGGUGCCACCAAUGAAACGUUAUGCGAUAAAGUUGAUGUCAAGGUGGAGCUGCAUGCCAGCCUGCUUGACCGUGAUGGUGACACCAAUGAAACGUUGUGCGAUAAUGCUGAUGUCAAGGAAGAGACUAUCAUAGAGCUUUCCUCCGACGAAGAAGAUGAGAAGAAACCGGAAAAAGGGGAGCCAGAAUCGUCACUUUCGCAAUGCGAUUUCAAUGAUAACAAGGAGAAUGAGGGGGAGAGCGAAAAGUCAGUGCAUUUUAAUGAUACCAUGGAGGAAAUGGAAUACUUUAUGCAAAAAGGCAUGGAAUACAUUGCCGCCCAGGCACAAACACAGGUGGUGACAUCUGCUUCAAAAUUGGAACCGCCAAUGCUUCAAAAGCAAAACACGUUUACCAAGUCACCUAAGCCUAUGAUGCAAACACAAGCAGAAUCGCCAGUUUUUGCAAAGCCAUCAACACCAUUGAGCAGCAAGAAUAAAACUCCACUCCAGGCUGGUGCAAUCAAAAAGCAAUCCAACGAGAUCCUGCACUUUUCGAAGCCCAAGGGCAAAUUUUUCGAAACGCCAACAUCCAGCAUACCGACACGCCGCCAUUUAGAACUGAAGCAGCCCUUCACACACAUUGUCAGUCCGAUACGCGCCUAUAUGGAUAAGUCGGGUAAGGCGCCACUUAUGACCAUGUUCAAGCCUACCAUUGAUGCCUACCGCUCUAUGGCGUUCACUGAGCUCGAGCACGAGUCGCGUCUGUGCAGUUCGGGUGCCGCCCCAAUAAAUGAACUUAAUUUUGCGUCACUCAAUCACAUGAAUACGAAUCUACUGCCCAAAAAGGCUUAUAUAUCCUCGGAAAUUAAACAUAUUGUUGAUAAGCGCACGCCCAUGCCGAUGCCCAGCGUGCCAAAGAUACAAAAGUUUCUUGACGCAGCCGUGGAACCCUCAGUGCUACGUCACGAUGGCAAGGCCAAAAUGCCUACUUCUGGAGCAGCCUCACACAUUCCGCGUCGUCAAAACCUAAGUCUGGCCGAUCUUUCUUUGGCCUCCGGCGAUAUAUCCAUGUAUACAAUAAAGGAUGCUCAAAAGUUUUAGCUUUAUACUCGCGUAUUUUAAAGCUAAUUUUGUGUGCAUAUUGAAUUCGAAACAUAUUAAUUGCAAAUGUAAUAUGUACAAACACUUAAUAUUUAGUAAAUGCCAACGUUUCAUCUUAAGCGUAUCAUUACCAGAUUUUCCA
Molecule: messenger RNA, 2268 nt
Organism: Scaptodrosophila lebanonensis
Lineage: Eukaryota; Metazoa; Arthropoda; Insecta; Diptera; Drosophilidae
Gene: sip2
Exons: 4
Coding region: 63-2126 (687 amino acids)
Source: RefSeq, a predicted model, not a curated record